This is a messenger RNA of Grosmannia clavigera kw1407, 2220 nucleotides long. RefSeq names its product vacuolar carboxypeptidase. The record is from RefSeq and is a predicted model, not a curated record. Gene Ontology annotation, molecular function: carboxypeptidase activity. The transcript is spliced from 4 exons. Gene Ontology annotation, cellular component: fungal-type vacuole lumen. The coding region runs from base 1 to 2220 and encodes 739 amino acids. NCBI's taxonomy places the organism in Eukaryota, Fungi, Ascomycota, Sordariomycetes, Ophiostomatales, Ophiostomataceae.
AUGCGUCUGCACACGUUUGCAGUUCUGUCUUUGGCCGCUGGUCAUGGGCUAUCGGCGGCGGUCGGCCCGACCGAAGACGAAGCAUCACAGCGAGUGCUCAGCAGCAGCAGCUCAUUCGAAUGCGAUGUCCCGCCGGCAGUCUCGCCUGAUUCUGACGGCCUGCCCUCGGCGGACGAGCUCUUCUCGGGCCCGGAGGCACUCCAGAAGCAGGUUGAGCGGCACGGGGCCCUGGUGCGGAUUCCGUCGAUCAGCUACGACGACAUGGCAGACGUGAACGAGGAUCCGCGCUGGGACGUAUUUCUGGACGUGCACCGGCUGCUGGAGGAACUGUAUCCGGCGGUACACGCGCGGAUGAACCGGACCAAGGUCAACCGGCUGGGGCUGGUGUACACGAUCGCGGGCAGUGAUCCAUCACUGCGGCCGGUGAUGCUGACGGCGCACCAAGACGUGGUGCCGGUGGCAGACGGGUCGACGUGGACGCACGCGCCCUUUUCGGGGCACUUUGACGGCACGAUGCUAUGGGGUCGGGGGGCAUACGACGACAAGAACAGCCUGACAGCGCUGAUGUCGGCGCUGGAGGCAUUGUUCCUGACCAAGACCGGCUGGACGCCACGACGUGGGCUCGUGCUGGCGCUGGGCUUCGACGAGGAGACGUCGGGACAGCGCGGCGCCGGCACGAUGGCGCCGUACCUCGAAAGACGCUUCGGACGCGACUCGAUGGCGCUGCUGCUGGACGAGGGCAGUGCUGGCUUGGAGCGGCUCGGCGACGUCGUGUUUGCGCUACCAUCGGUGCUCGAGAAGGGGCAUGUGGACGUGCUGUACGAGCUCCGGGUGGCGGGCGGACACUCGUCAAUGCCGUUUCCACACACGGGCAUCGGGAUCGCGGCCGAGAUGGUGGCGGCGUUGGAGCAGAACCCAUACGCGCCGGCCAUCCUGCCGGGCUCGCCGCUGCACCAGAGCUACUGCUGCAAGGCACGGUAUGCACCAGAGGCCAACCCUGAGAUCACGCGGCUCAUACGGCAAGACCGGCUCGACGAGCUCGCCACACUGCUCGCGGCCAUCGACCGGCCGACCAACUUCCGGCUGCAGACAUCACAGUCGGUCGAUCUCAUCGCGGGCGGCGUCAAGAUCAACGCGAUGCCCGAGGUGGUGCGGCUUGGGGUCAACUACCGGGUGGCCACACACGAGUCGAUCGACGCGGUCAAGCGCAAGACAGUGCAACUGAUGCGGCCGAUUGCGGAAAAGUACGGCCUCACGCUCGAGGCGUUCAAGGACAGCGGGUUCGGCGAGGCCGAGGACACUGUCGACUCGAACGUGGUGGUCCUUCUGGACGCGGUGAAACCCCUAUACCAAGUCGACUAUAACGGCACGUUGCGACUCACAACAGAUCAGGAGACCCAACCGGCUCCUGUCUCACCGACAACAGGUCCGGUCUGGGAUCUCUUUUCCGGCACGAUCCAGCACACGUUCGCCUUUGAGGGCGGCAAGGUGGUGCCAGCGGGCGACCUGAUGAACGGGAACACGGACACGCGGCAUUAUUUGAACCUCACACGCAACAUUUACCGAUGGCUGCCAAUGAUGGAAAACGCAGGCAUGAACCCGCACACAGUCGACGAGGGCAUCGACAUGCACGCCCACAUGGGGGUCAUCAGGUUCUAUUACAAUCUGAUCCGCAACUUUGAUGCAUCGGAUCCACCAGGCGUGAAUGCGCGUGUCGUCGGUGAGUUCGGGGUGGAAGCUCGUGCCAAAGAUAUUGUCCUGUUGGACAGCCACGAUGUCGCCAUUGACGCGGCCAAGCACACGAACCGGAUGGUGGCCAUGACCGGGAUCGAGCAGCUCGGACACGACGGGGGCGCGGAUGAAGACGGCGUGGAAGAGAUCCUUCAAAAAGGGCAGUUCGACGUCAGCCUCGAAGCUGUUGAUCUGGCGGCCAAAAUGGUUGCGGUGGACACAGACGUCGAGGCCGCCAAUAUGCUGCUGGCCGCCUUCUUUGGCUGCGUCGACCCGUUCGGCCAGGAGGAUGAGACCAGCACAGGUGCCCCAGGUGGGUUUUUUGGCGCCGACAAACUGGCGCAGCCCAUCCAUCAGGCCAGAGCGCGUGGCCACGAGCGCGAGCGUGGUGCUCUCGCCGCCUGGAAUGACGAGGCCGUCACAACGUCCCAAUUCGUCAACCGUGCGAACCUGCACAAAGUCAAACGAGCGCAAGGCCAGGCCAGGUGA